This is a messenger RNA of Spodoptera frugiperda (fall armyworm), 1877 nucleotides long. Its product is annotated as gliomedin. Bases 425 to 1330 code for a protein of 301 amino acids. NCBI's taxonomy places the organism in Eukaryota, Metazoa, Arthropoda, Insecta, Lepidoptera, Noctuidae. The record is from RefSeq and is a predicted model, not a curated record. The transcript is spliced from 3 exons.
CCGUGCUCAUCACAGACAACAACUUACACUCGAUGACGUCACUCCCUCCAUCCGAUUAUAUGACAAUUUGAGACGAUAAAAGGAAGGUGGCACAAGAUCAACGAGUUUUGCCCGUUUUGGUCCUCGAAUUCAUGUCUAUUUAUUUUUUAAAGUUACCCCCUUUGGAUUUUCUCCCGUGUUGUGGGUGCGUUUACAAACAUACAAGUUUACAUACACAUGAUACCCAGACCCGAAACAACAAAUUGUAAAUCAUAUAAAGAGUUGCUCCGUGCGGGAAUCGAACCCGACCCACGUUGCGUGGCAGCCGGUUGGGCUGCCGCUCGCGGCGUGCCGCGCGCACCGGCCGCGUGGUGUCAGUCUGGCGCGAGCGUCGCUGCCGCGCGCCGCUUGUUGCCGCGCGCGUAUUGUUUGUUCUACCGGCAAAAUGAAUAACAAGAACGCCAUUCGUUUGAUUAAAAUAUACGGCUCUCACAGAGAGCUGUGGGAUCGCACGUGUAAACAAUAUUAUAACAAAAAAAUACGUGAACAACUAUGGGACGAAAUAGCCAAGAAGUUUGACAUUCCCAAGUCCGUAUUAAAGUGUAAGUUAAAGAACCUGGCGAGUACAUACAGGCGCGAGAAAUGUCGAGAAAACGUAAGCCUUAAAUCAGGUGUGUAUGUGGUUGCAGGCGACAAAUUGCUGCACUACAAGUCCAGGUGGUUUGCAUACAAAGCAUUUCAGUUUAUGAACGACGACGGCGAUGACGGAGACGGCGACGAGAGUGGCGCUUCUGGUACGCCGCUGGCGGCCUUUUCAAAUGAUGGCACGGAGUCGGAAUCAGACGAGUCGUCGGAUGAUAACGAAGAAGCAGCAGGAGUAGAAGCAGAUGAGAAAGCGAGCACCUCGAAGACAUAUAACGAGCCCGUGGUACAAAUACAGGCACCACCCUCGCCGCCCUCGCCGCCUUCACCACCCUCGCCGCCCUCGCCGCCCUCGCCGCCCGCGCAGCCGAGGAGACGAGGCCCACCCAGAUCGUGCACGAGUAGCAAACUAGCACAGCCCAUGAAACGGAAGCUACCGACAGACCACGACUCCCUGGACGACAAGCUCGUAGAGACUCUGAAGCUGUUGAAGAAGUCAGAACUGUCGCGGAAGAAAGACGAGUGCGACAGCUUCGGAGAGUACAUCGCGAUGUCUCUGCGGAAGCACGACGAGCGCACGCAGAGCAUGAUCAAGCAGGCCAUCAACAACAUCCUGUUCGAGCAGGAGAUGCGGCUGUACAGCGGGGGGCAGUACACCGUGCUGCUCACGGGCCCCGAGGAGAACCCGCUCGUCUUCGAGGCGAAGUGAAUACUUGUGGUACCUGCGCUGUGUCCUGUGUCUGUAGUAGCAAUGUGGCACACAUUCUGGUCGAACAGAAUAGAAAAGUCUGUUUCACAUGCGGCAAUGACGAUCUUCUAUUGCUUAACCCUUUUUGUAAAUAUCUUUCAUUCCGUUGUAUUCUAUUCUGUUCCUCUGAUAUUCUAUGCUCUGAUGCUGUUCUGUCCUAUUUUAUUUCGUCCUGUUCUAUUCUAUUCUGUUCUGUACGACCAGCGUUUACGCUGUGUAGCUACUUGUUGACCACCAGUGCUGUGACACUAAUGGCCGCUUUCACUAACUACACUAUAUCCUAACUACGAGUUACUUAAACUAUAUCUAAGUAAGUACCACGUACCAGGUUGGUGGAGACGGGCAUCGUGUAUUUAUAGACUGAUCAGAAAACUUAUAUUUUUGUAAGAAUAGUUUCUUUGUAUAAGUAUGUUAAUGUAUGUUGAUUAGUAUGUUUUGUUGGAUUGUAACUGUUACUGUCUGCAAGUUAAUUAUAUUAACUUCUUGAUUACACAAACAUUAUUGGAAA